AAAGCCACACCUCAUAAUCAAACUUCAAUUAAAGAAAUCACACACUACACACAGUGAGAGCUCACAAAGCAGAGUAAUAAUGGCAAUCCCUAUACCAAGUCGGCAACUGUUCAUCGACGGAGAAUGGAGAGAGCCCGUCCACAAGAAUCGCAUCCCCAUCAUCAACCCCUCCACUGAGGAGAAUAUCGGGGAUAUUCCAGCAGCUACUGCUGAAGAUGUUGAAAUUGCUGUUGAGGCUGCUCGCAGAGCACUUGUGCGGAAUGGGGGCAAAGAUUGGGCCAACGCGACUGGGGCGCACCGCGCCAAGUAUUUACGAGCCAUUGCUGCUAAGAUAACAGAGAAGAAAUCAUAUCUGGCAAAACUUGAAGCCAUUGAUUGUGGGAAGCCAUUGGAAGAAGCAGCUUGGGAUAUAGAUGAUGUUGCUGGAUGUUUUGAAUAUUUUGCUGAUCUGGCUGAAGCAUUUGAUUCAAAGAAAAAGACUCCUGUUUCUGUUCCCAUGGAUACGUUCAAGUGUUAUGUUUUGAAAGAGCCCCUUGGGGUAGUUGGGUUGAUUACGCCGUGGAAUUACCCUAUGUUAAUGGCAACAUGGAAAGUUGCCCCUGCUCUGGCAGCUGGCUGUACAGCAAUACUUAAACCAUCAGAAUUAGCAUCCAUCACAUGUUUGGAGUUGGCUGAAGUGUGUCGAGAUGUGGGUCUUCCAUCUGGUGUUCUCAACAUUUUGACAGGCUAUGGUCCCGAAGCUGGUGCUCCUUUGGUUUCACAUCCUGAUGUAGACAAGAUAGCAUUUACAGGGAGUAGUGCUACAGGAAGCAAAAUUAUGACUGCUGCUGCAUCACUUGUAAAACCAGUUACGCUUGAACUUGGUGGAAAAAGUCCAAUAGUCGUCUUUGAAGAUGUUGAUCUUGACAAAGCUGCUGAAUGGGCUCUCUUCGGUUGCUUUUGGACAAAUGGUCAAAUAUGCAGCGCUACUUCUCGACUCAUAGUCCAUGAAAGCAUUGCAGAAGCAUUCUUGGAAAAACUGGUAAAAUGGUGCAAGAACAUUAAGAUUUCAGAUCCAUUAGAAGAAGGCUGCAGACUUGGCCCUAUAGUUAGUAGCGGACAGUACGAAAAGGUAUUGAGGUUCAUAUCAACAGCCAAGGAUGAAGGUGCGACCAUCUUAUGUGGGGGUGUGCGACCACAGCAUCUGAAGAAAGGCUUCUAUGUCGAACCCACCAUAAUAACAGAUGUAAAAACCUCCAUGCAAAUAUGGAGAGAGGAAGUUUUCGGACCAGUUCUGUGUGUUAAAACAUUCUCAAGCGAAGAAGAAGCCAUUGAACUGGCAAAUGACACACACUAUGGUCUGGGGGCUGCUGUAUUAUCACAAGACCACGAAAGGUGUGAACGGUUAACAAAGGCCUUUCAAGCAGGCAUUGUGUGGGUCAACUGCUCGCAGCCCUGCUUUUCACAAGCUCCUUGGGGAGGCAAGAAGCGCAGUGGUUUUGGGCGCGAACUAGGAGAAUGGGGGCUCGACAACUACUUGAACGUGAAGCAAGUCACAGAGUAUGUGUCUGAUGAUUCGUGGGGUUGGUACAAGCCUCCAACAAAGCCAUGAGAAUCUCCAGCCAGCGAUUGUAAUUUCUGUGUUGUUUAUUGUGUAAGAAUAAGGAAGAUGCUUAUAAUUCUUGUGAAUUUUGAGCAUCCAUGUACGUGUAACAUCCCGACUUGUCUGCACCUAAAAUUUUCAUUUGAUUCGGAGUUGCAAUAAAUUUAAUUCGGUGUUUGGUUCCA
Messenger RNA from Salvia hispanica, 1767 nucleotides. RefSeq names its product betaine aldehyde dehydrogenase, chloroplastic-like. The record is from RefSeq and is a predicted model, not a curated record. Lineage: Eukaryota; Viridiplantae; Streptophyta; Magnoliopsida; Lamiales; Lamiaceae. Gene Ontology annotation, molecular function: oxidoreductase activity, acting on the aldehyde or oxo group of donors, NAD or NADP as acceptor.